UCGGAGGGAGGGUAGUAGGGACUCGCAGGUGGCGGGAAACUUAAAUAUGAUUUGGCGGCUGGGAAUUUGGUGGCUGGGAAUUUGGUGGUUGGGAAUUCGCGAAUGUGUGAAGCCCGUGAAAGUUGAAAACGUGAAUGUUGAGGGAGACCUGUACAGUGAAUUGUAUAAUAUAUUCAUAUAUGAAGUAAUUUUUUUUUUUUUCAACAAGUUGGCCGUCUCCCACCGAGGCAGGGUGACCCAAAAAAGAAAGAAAAUCCCCAAAAAGAAAAUACUUUCAUCAUCAUUCAACACUUUCACCACACUCACACAUUAUCACUGUUUUUGCAGAGGUGCUCAGAAUACAACAGUUUAGAAGCAUAUACGUAUAAAGAUACACAACAUAUCCCUCCAAACUGCCAAUAUCCCAAACCCCUCCUUUAAAGUGCAGGCAUUGUACUUCCCAUUUCCAGGACUCAAGUCCGACUAUAUGAAAAUGAGUCAUACUGUAUGUAAUUCUUUGCACAAUAUUCAGCUUUUAUUUUUCCAAUGGCAAUAUGAAUGCAAAACUUCCAUUACAUAAACUAUAUCUAAUUCUAAACCCAAUAACUUCUAGUCAAUUUCAGAUUGGAAUGCUCACAUCUAACUAUCAGAGAAUCUCUCUCUUCCUCUGCACCUUUUCAAACUUUGUAAACUAUGAAGCAGAUGCAAAUCAGCUUCUGAAUGACGGUAAUUUGAGCCAGCAACUGUACACAAAAAUUAAUGGGUUAAAAAGUGCUAUCACUGAUUACGAAUAUAAUGAAGACAUGCAUAAAUGGGUGUUGGACGAAGAAGAAAUUUAUGUACCAAACAGGAUGACACAUCAAACAAGUCACCCUGCCUCAGUGAGAUACAGCCAGUUUGUUGGAAAAAAAAAACUGUACUUUGUAUGGUUAGAGAAGAACCUGCCUCGGAUGGGCCAGUAGACCUGCCGCAGUGCUCCUUCUUUAUUAUCUUCUUCAGUAUGGUAUAGAAAAAACUUAGAAUAUGGAGCAUAAGGAAAAACUACUGUACAUGGGAUUUUGUGCUGGAAAAUGAGAGCAUGCAAUGUAACUGGCAAGAUGAUAUGGUGUAAUUUGGAAAAGAGCUUUUAUUGAUAACUGAGUGAUAUAAUAAUAUAAGAAAAUUGUUACUUAGGAUAACUCAUAACGUGACUACCAAGAGUAAUAAAUGCUAUAAACUUUGUUUAGUUUAUUAAAUCAAAUGUUUAUGAUAAAGAAGAAAACACACACAUUACACAUCUCAGUCAUUUAGGUGAUAGCACAGAAUUUAAAACAUUGUUUCAAUGAAUUAUGAUGUGUUAAAUUCUUAAAAGUUGUCAAUCAAUAAUGUGGAAGGAAACAAUAACAUGUAA
Molecule: messenger RNA, 1369 nt
Organism: Cherax quadricarinatus
Lineage: Eukaryota; Metazoa; Arthropoda; Malacostraca; Decapoda; Parastacidae
Source: RefSeq, a predicted model, not a curated record